CACUUGGUGGAGAUUGUGAGUAGGCUUUAUCCUACAACUCCAGGCUGCUCACUCGCACUAGAUUCAUUAACGCUGGACGAGACGCGCAGCUGACAUUUAUUCUACUAUUCUCAUUUUCCCAUCCCGACACUAUACGUCAACAAAAUGGGGAAAGGAUGCAUUGCUGCCACCAAGUACUUCCUGUUUCUCUUCAACUUAAUCUUCUUUAUCUUCGGCGCUACAAUUAUGGGAUUUGGACUGUGGAUCCUCCUAGACAAUCAGAGCCUCAUUGCGGUGUUGCAGGAUUCAUCCAUGGUCCUGAAGGUGGUCUCUUAUAUUCUGAUUAGUGUGGGCUCAUUCUCCAUGCUUCUGGGAUUUCUGGGCUGUCUGGGGGCCAUCUAUGAGAUCCGCUGUUUGCUUGGAUUGUACUUCACUUGUCUAUUGCUCAUCCUCCUUGCUCAAGUGGCUGCUGCCAUUCUCAUCUUCUUCCAGCGGGACUGGUUGAGGAAGGAAGCAAACGAAAUUGUGUCCCAAGUCGUGGUGAACUACCCUGGACAGAACAAAACCACAGAGCAGGCCUGGGACUACCUCCAGAGAACAAUGCAGUGUUGUGGCUGGAAUGGACGUGAGGACUGGGAGGCCAACCAUAUGAUAAAGAAUAAUUCGCUGGAUUUGUACCCAUGCUCCUGCCACAAUGCUUCCCUCCCACCACAUAAUAUGGCUGAUAGUGGCUUCUGUCAGGUCACAUCUAAUGAUUGGCCCGUCUAUGACACGGGCUGCCUGGGGAAUGUGGAGAGCUGGCUCUUCACAAAUUAUGGAAUUAUUUUGGGAAUCUGCCUUGGUGUGGCUGUCAUUGAGCUCCUUGGCAUGAUACUUUCUAUGGGCCUUUGCAAGAGUGUACACCAAGAGGACUACACCAAAGUGCCAAAGUACUGAGGAGGAAACACGGACACUUGCACACAAAUGUAUUCAGUCCUUCCUUAUUGACUUGGAACAACAGAUCUUCCUCUUUUUCUACAGUAUAUACAGU
Sinocyclocheilus anshuiensis is the source of this 1009-nucleotide messenger RNA. Its product is annotated as CD82 antigen-like. Lineage: Eukaryota; Metazoa; Chordata; Actinopteri; Cypriniformes; Cyprinidae. The transcript is spliced from 9 exons. Bases 145 to 915 code for a protein of 256 amino acids. Gene Ontology annotation, cellular component: plasma membrane. The record is from RefSeq and is a predicted model, not a curated record.